AUGGAACGAGUUCGUCGUUUAUUUACUAAAACAAAUACAUAUCGUCGAUUAUCUGAAAUACCUUCAUUAUCAACAUUUGGCAAUUUUGCCAAUAAAAAUAAUAAUAUGAUUACACAUAAUCAAGAUCAUUCAAAAAAAUCUAGUAGUGUUUUUGAAAAACUUGGACAAAGAAUAAACACUAUUAAAGAAGAUAUUGCUGAUAAUAUUGAACGUCGUAAACAAUCACAUAUUAAUGCUAAUAAUAAUCAAAUACAUUUUAUAACACGUCCAAAUCAAUCAGAAGAUUCAUUAACUAUUGAAAAAAAAUCAUCAACACCAAUUGAAAUUCGUCAAAGACAUGCUUCGGGUGAUGAUAAUUCGACUCCAGAACGUUCAUUUUCAACAUCACAAUUAACAACAACUAGUACAAAAAAAGCAUUAAAUGAACCAUCAAGUAUUCCAACAACAGAAACUAUUCUUAGUAAUUCAUUUCAAGAUAUAUUUUCAACAGAAAAUAGUGAACGAGCAAAAGAUAUGAUUAUAAAUAAUGUACGUCAAGGAAUGAAUCGUAGUCAUAGUGGAGUACUUAAUGAAAGUAGUUCAGAUGAUUAUGUUAUUAAAAAACCUGAUUUAAUUGAAACAACAAUUAAAUCAAAUAUUAUAAAUAAUGAUCAAAAUAAACGAAAAUUCACUAUGUUAUUAGCUGGACCAAAAUUUCGUCAACAUACUAUUGAAUCACAAUCGAAUUUUAAACGUGAUACAAUUUAUCCAAUAUCGUUUAUUGUUGGUAUUAUUUCAAUAAUAAUCAUAUUAUGGAAACCAAUAUCACCACUUCUUAGUGGUUUUAUUCUUGGUUUUAUAUGUGCUUCAUCUAUUGCUUAUAUUAUUAUACGAAUGUAUCUUAAUACCAAAUCUAAUGAAUUAAAUGCACACGAAUGGAUAGAUUUUCCAGAAUUAGAAUCUAUACUUCAAGAAAAAAUAACUAAAAUAGAUAAAUAUAAAAGUUUACCUAUAUGUUGUGAAAUUGUUUUUGGUCAAUAUGAUCAUGAUCAAGAUGAACAAUUUAUACGAUAUCCAGUUGUUAUGUGUCUUGAUAAUGAUCAUCUUAUUAUUCAAUUACCAACAAGAGCUAAAACAGAAGAAAAAAAAGAUAAAGAAAUUAGAUUUGUUGGUCAUCGAGAAUAUUUAAUUAAAGAUGCUAAAUUGAUACUUGUUCCUGAAGCAACAUUAUCUCGUAUAAAAUAUUGGGUAAAUGAUUAUCCUAUUGUAAUACAAAAUACAGAAAUAUUAAAUAAAGAAAUAACUAAUAAACAAAAUUAUGAAAAAUCAAAAUUUGAUGUUGAAGAAUUUUUUAAUAAUUCUCAAACAACAUUAAGUAUUUUCUUUGAAACUUGUCCUGAUAAAGAAGAUUGGUUUUAUAAAUUAUUAUUUGCUUCACGUAAAAAUAAAGAAGAAAUUGAAGGUCCUCAUUGUUCAUUAAAUAAUUCAUCACCAACAUUUCAUUCAAUUUCUUCAAGUAGUUCUGAUACACAUAUUUCAACAUUAAGUUCUCGUUCUAUUUCUUCAAAACAAUCGAAUAAAAUUAAUACUGACAAUUUCAAACGAAAAAAAUCCGAUGAAUCAAUUGGAUCAUCAUAUUCUGAUAUAAUAUCACUAGAAAAAAUUCAAAUCAAUGAAAUGGAUAUUAUUAAUGAUAUGACACAAGCUCGUAUUGGUGCUCAAGAAUUACGUACAGAUAUAUUAGAAAAAGAUAAAAAACAAAAUGAUAAAGAUUCAGAUAAAGAUUCAUCUAAUUUACAACGUACAGGAUCACUAAAGAAAAAAUUUCGUAAACAACAAGAAAAUCUUGAUCGUAUACUUAAUUCAUCUGAUUGUCUUAAUGAAGCAGCUAUAACAUUAAAUUUUCUUGUACGUCGACUUUUUUGUGAUAUUUUUCAAGAAUCAUUAUUUAAAGAUUUAUUAAAAGAAAAAAUUGAACUUAAAUUAAAAGAACUUGCUGUAAGUGUACUUGAAGAUCUACAUGUUGAAACAAUUGAUAUGGGUAAUACAUUUCCUAUUAUUCUUAAAGUUGAACCAAUGCAAUGGAAUAAUAAAGGACUUUGGUUUAAUUUAUUUCUUUUCUAUCGAGGUAGUUUCAAAAUUACAAUUCGAACUCGUAUAGUUCUUCAAAGAUUACUUAAUACAAAUACAACUAGUGAUCCAACAAUGUAUUAUCAACAUCGUUCAGGUCAAGUUGUAUAUAAAGAUGAUGAUAAUGAAGAUACUGUUCAAAAACAAAAAUUAUUAACUAAAGAUCCUGACAUACCUGAAAAUGCGGCUGCACGAAAAUUAGGUUUGAUAUUAACAAAAGUAGCUGGAAAUAAACAUUUUCAACGAUUUGCUGCUUUAAAACCUGUUGCUGGUGUUAUAGAAAAAUUAUCAAAUGCUGAUGUUGGUGCAAUUAUUGAACUAAUGAAUUUUAAUGGCAUUAUGACAAUUAAUAUUCCACCACCACCAAGUGAUCGUAUAUGGAUUGGUUUUUCUGAAAUGCCUGAUUUAAAUCUUAAAGUAACGCCAGUAUUUGGUGAAAGUAAAUAUUCAUAUACAUUAAUUCAUGAUUUUCUUGAAUCACAAAUUCGAGAUGAAAUUAAACGUCUUCUUGUUCUUCCAGCAAUGGAUGAUCAAUUAUUACCAUUUUUUCGUGAUUGGGUUAUUGAUAUGAUGAGUGAUAUAGCUACAAAAACAUUGAAUAAAAAUCUUAAUCAAGCUAACGGUGUAGAGUCUUAA
This is a messenger RNA of Rotaria sordida, 2745 nucleotides long. The record is from the annotation of a GenBank genome assembly. NCBI's taxonomy places the organism in Eukaryota, Metazoa, Rotifera, Eurotatoria, Philodinida, Philodinidae.